AUUUGCGGGGGCCUGCCUAUAGGGUGUUCGUGUAAGGUAGGAGAACCGCUGCGCCACGCUACUCACUCAAUGCGUGACCUUGUCUCUUGCCAGGCUGUCCAAACGAUAGGGUGGGAGAAGUGGUGUCGAGUCUGGCGUUGAUGCCCCAGGUUAUCAAGCGGCAUUCUGUUGUGGCUGAGCACUUCAACAAACCGGAAGCCAGCGAAUCACGCCGCGUGUGGCUGUACAGCGUGGCUUGACAGUUCCCUCUCAUCGAGGCAGGCUCACCGGCAGGCACUCUGCAAUGUGCUCCGCCCUUGGAUGAUUCCAAGUAUAUACAUGCUAGCUGCGAACGCGAGAGGCGAAGAGUAAGUACACGUCGUCUCUUCUUACGUCUUCGGACCGCCCGUCUCGCUUAGCAAUGGCGAUCCAGCAGCGCAACAAGCAAACGAGCAUUAUCCUCACCUUUAGAAUCCUCCAAUUUGUCAAACAGCUUCGUCGUCGUGUCAAGCCGCGUGUGCAGCAUGGCUCAAUCGAUGCGAGUCCUCUUGGCAUCAGCCUUGCGCCGAGCCUCCGAAGUGUCGCCCACAAUCUAUCACGGAUCAGCGUCCAGGAUGCGAAGCAGUCGCGUCGCGUCGCCAAUCGCAUCUGCAAGAGUCAGAAGGGUGCGACGUUCACUCGAUCGUCGCGCAACCUGCAGACGCCGGCUUCGGUUGCUCCCGCAAGUCGAAACCUAGGGAAUGAGGUGCAACAUAUGCUUCGCUACGUCGACGGCAAACUCCAUGUAGCGGGAAACGCGUUCUCGUCUAUCGCGGACAGCGACAGGCUCUUUCUCAAACACGACAACGCGUCGAUCUUGGAGGCUCGUUCCAUGAACGAAACUAUCCAGCUCCUCGUGGCAGUACACGAAGCGAUCAACGUGCUUGCGGAGUGUCGCCGGAAGUUUGGUGACGACUGGCUCUUGGCGCAAGGGCUUGACCUCGGUCUGAUCCUUGACGAGAACUUCAUUGCCAACUAUGAACAUCUAUUGCUGCGGCUACAGACAGACCUAAUUGAGUCCUUGGCACGCAAGGCCCUGGAGGAGUUGCUCUGCGGCGAUCACGACAAGAGGCAGCGCAAACUCCUGGCCUGGUUUACAGAGUUCGCCGAGAAGCCACAAGCUCUCAGCACCUUCCCAUGGACUAUCAAACCGUCGCUAGCCGUUCUGUGGGGAGUUUGCUGGAUGUUUUACGAGGGAACUGGCAAAGACCGCGUGCCGUACAACACUGUGCUACACAACCUCAAUCUUUCGUGGGAUACCGAUGCAUCGUCAGACUACCUUAGCUUUGGCCAAGAGCUGAUUGGCGAGCAGCCGCAGCAUGCGACGCCUGCGACAAACGUCCAUGUGGACCAUGCUUUAUUCCAGGCGCGAAACACGGAAACCUGGGAGCCCGAUCUGAGUUUGAAUGGUCUUGCGGACAGGCUGCCAGUUCCAGUCUUGCGGGUUAGUCAGGUUGGAGAUGGAGCGGACCCAGAGCCGCGACCAGAUACUUAUUAUGCCGCUGCCGCCCAAACCUACCAGGCAGUUCCGCCCGUUAAUUUUUAUUCGCCUCAAGAUCAAGGCAUUGCUGCGCCACCUCUAACGGCCUUUCCGCAUCUGGGCUCCGACCACGAAAUUCCUUGGCAAUCAUAUACGUUGCCACCUCAAGACAGUCCGCGUCAUCUGAUCACUUCUACUCAAGAUCCGAGAGUUAGAGUCACCGGAGCGGCGGGAAGCGAUCUCUUUGCUCAGCCACAAACUGCCUUCGCGUCUCCCGGUAUAUAUCAACCAAGCCGCCAGCCUCAGGCCCAGCAACACAAUUACAACCCUCAAUAUUUCAACCUUGGAUUUCCAGACAUCAUGACUGAGCUUUCGCCAAACCCUACUUCCAUGCAAGUGCCGCACGAGCACAAGCGGAACAUUUCCAUCAGCUCGCUCACCGAUAUGCCUACCCCGGUCAGCAUGAGCGCUCGAUCACCCAUGACCUCCCCGACUGCUGGCGAACGACAAAUCAUUGUUACGAGCCCACCCCGAAGCCACAGCAGGGGACUUUCUGUAGACUCUUCGCAAGACGGCGAUGACGACGGAUCACUACGGAAGAACCACAGCUAUAAACGCGCCGAAGAACCACCGCGCAACGAAGACGGCAAGAUGGUGUGCAAGUAUCAAGAAUGCCGUGGUACAUCUUUCGACCGAAAGUGCGAAUGGAGCAAACACAUGGACAAGCAUGACAGGCCUUACAAGUGCAAUGUCAAGGGCUGUGAAAAGCUCCAAGGUUUCACUUACAGCGGUGGCCUUCUUCGCCAUGAACGCGAAGUUCACAAGAUGCACGGCGGCACCAAGAAGUCACUCUUCUGCCCCUUCCACGACUGUAAACGUAGCUCAGGCGCCGGCUUCACGCGGAAGGAGAACCUCGCUGAGCAUGUCCGCCGCGUCCACCGCAGAACAUCAAUGUCGGCAGAUAUGCAUGGCUUGAUCAUUCGCCGCGACAUGGUCAGGCGCGAGAUGGAGGGGGGUUCUCCCAUUCCUGAGUCACGCACCUCGGAGUCACCUUACAACCGCACCAUGGACUACCGCGAGGAAGAUGAGAUGAGCCUGAAGCGCAAGCGACUUGGCUCUGACUCUGGCCUCUCGGACCGUGGCAACGAUGAGAUGCGCUCUGAGAUCAAGCGUCUUCGACAGGAGAACGAAGAGAAGGACUCGAGGUUACGGCAACUCGAGCAGGCAGUCAUGGCUCUUCAACAGAGUCAUAGGUGAUGACGAUAUCUCUGCGUUGCUGUCACUCGAUGCAUUUCCCCGGCGUUCUUUCGCUUAGCCUCAUUCUCUGUUCCAUAACUUCACUGUC
Messenger RNA from Alternaria rosae, 2843 nucleotides. RefSeq lists its product as uncharacterized. The record is from RefSeq and is a predicted model, not a curated record. Gene Ontology annotation, cellular component: nucleus. The transcript is spliced from 5 exons. NCBI's taxonomy places the organism in Eukaryota, Fungi, Ascomycota, Dothideomycetes, Pleosporales, Pleosporaceae. Gene Ontology annotation, biological process: regulation of transcription by RNA polymerase II. Bases 401 to 2755 code for a protein of 784 amino acids.